AUGACUGGCGGUUGGAGUGGAGGUGGACCGUGUCUACAAGCCCUCCAGAUGUCGCUCAACGAUAUAAAUGCGCGCGAAGAUAUUCUUACAGAUUUCGAGUUGAAGUUAGACUACAUUAACACCAAGUGCAGCGCAGGUACCGCCCUUUACCGGAUGUUUGAUAAACUGAACGAGGAGCAAGCUUUUGUCAUGAUUAUCGGUGAUGGCUGUUCCGUUGUAUCUGAAGUCACGGCACAAGUGACUCAUCUAUGGAACCUUACCCAGCUAUCAUACGGUUCAGUGUCACCUGUAUUAGCUGAUCGAGAACGGUUCCCGAAGUUCUUCCGUCUGUCCACACCAGAUCAGAAACACAACGCCGUAAGGAUAGCUCUAAUGGAAAAAUAUAACUGGAAGAAAGUGGCAACAAUUAACCAGGCCCUAGAUUUCUUCUCAGCGGUUAUAGAAGACUUUGUAAAGAGGGUUCAUGAAACAGACAUAACCAUACUUUCACAAGAAAUAUUUACAGCAGAUCCGAUGACACGGGUGCAAAACCUUAAGGACCAUGAUGCAAGAAUUAUAGUAACAGCAAUGUACGAAGAUAAAGCCCGUGCACUUCUCUGUGCCGCUUUUAAAGUUGGACUGUAUGGACCUAAGAUCGUCUGGAUAUUUACUGGAUGGUAUUCUCAGAACUUUUGGAAGGAAAAACUCGAGAAUAUCGAUUGUACAGAGAAAGAAAUGGUACUGGCUGUUGAAGGCGCAUUUCUUUCAAGGGGAGUAAUUCGAAACCCCACUGAUGAAAAAGGCAUUGCAAACAUCACAGCAAACGAAUUUGAUGACGCGUACUUCAGUCAUCCAGAAUAUAACAUGGAUACGAAUAACUUUGAUUUUAUCGCUCCACAAUGCUAUGACACAAUGUGGGUUGCAGCAGCUGCACUGGAUUGUACUGUUCAGAAUAUGCAAAAACUCGGCCAUCAAAAAACUUUGGACAGUUUCACAUACGCGGAUGGUGACAUAAACGACAUAUUAUUUGAUUGCUUAGAAAACACAACAUAUACGGGCGUAAGUGGAAAUGUUGUGUUUGAAAAAGGAGAUCCUGACAAAAUGAUCAAAUUAGAACGUAUUCAAGAUGGCAAGAGAGUACAUAUUGGUUUCUACAGACUAGACAAAAAUCCUGUGUACUUCGAGUGGCUUCACGAUGGUAUAAAAUGGAAAGAUAACGCUAUACCAAGAGACUCGACACUGAUUACUUACGAAGAAAUCCAAAUACCACUGGUGCUGAGCGUGUCUAUGAUAGUAUUAGCGGUGUGUGGAAAUUGUCUUACUUUAGCUUUCUUUGCGUUCAAUGUCCUCUACAGGAAAAACAGCUAUGUGAAGAUGUCCUCACCAAACAUCAACAAUGUUUUAUUACUUGGAUGUGUAUUGUGUUACUGCACUGUUUUCUUUAAAACAACUGGAAUCACCAGUGACGUUAUUUGUAAGGUUGUAUGGGCAUUUUAG
Mercenaria mercenaria is the source of this 1476-nucleotide messenger RNA. Its product is annotated as gamma-aminobutyric acid type B receptor subunit 1-like. The record is from RefSeq and is a predicted model, not a curated record. Gene Ontology annotation, molecular function: G protein-coupled GABA receptor activity. Gene Ontology annotation, cellular component: G protein-coupled receptor heterodimeric complex; membrane. The coding region runs from base 1 to 1476 and encodes 491 amino acids. Gene Ontology annotation, biological process: G protein-coupled receptor signaling pathway; gamma-aminobutyric acid signaling pathway. NCBI's taxonomy places the organism in Eukaryota, Metazoa, Mollusca, Bivalvia, Venerida, Veneridae. The transcript is spliced from 12 exons.